Chenopodium quinoa (quinoa) is the source of this 1602-nucleotide messenger RNA. RefSeq lists its product as uncharacterized. The record is from RefSeq and is a predicted model, not a curated record. The transcript has 6 exons. Gene Ontology annotation, biological process: DNA transposition. Lineage: Eukaryota; Viridiplantae; Streptophyta; Magnoliopsida; Caryophyllales; Amaranthaceae. Gene Ontology annotation, molecular function: DNA binding; transposase activity. The coding region runs from base 1 to 1602 and encodes 533 amino acids.
AUGGAGUUGGACAUUGAGGAUGAGUUCAUUGUGAGAAAAGAAGAUGUUCCUGAUAAUAUACCUGAGAAGAGAUUUGAGGAUUACUUAGAUGGGUCCCAUGUGUUAGACAAAAUGUACAAAAAUGGUAAAAUCUUGUCUCACUUACCAUUUGGAUCCAUUGAACUUGAAGAGUGGUUGAUUUUUGAAACCAAAGCACAGUUUCUAGAGGUUUUCAGAGAUUACUGCAUACAAGAGGGCUUCUCUGUCUCAGUUGACCAUGCUGAUAGUCAAAGGUACAUAGCAAGGUGUCUGAUGAGGGAUUGCAAUUGGAGGAUUCAUGCUUCAGUUCUGAGAGACAAAGUCAGUUGGGCCAUAAAGAAGCUAGAAGGAGAGCAUGCAACUUGUGGGAGGCUGGAAGAGAAUCUUAUGGUCUUUUCAGCAUGGCUAUGCAGGCAUUUGUUACAAGACUUAGAGGCAAACCCAGAUGUCCCAGUUGAUUCAUUACAGAGACUGUGCAUGGAAAGGUACAGGAUCCAUGUGAAGUUGAGGUUGUUAUACAAAGUGAAGAGUUUAGGCAGGGAGCAAUUACAUGGUGGGUUUGCUGAGUCCUAUGCAGCUCUUCUAAAGUAUGCUGAAAUGAUAAAGUCCACAAAUCCUGGGUCAUAUGCUCUUAUUACAUGGACUGAUAGUGGGGGUCAUAUUUUGAAAUUCAAGGCCUGUUUCAUAUCUUUUGCAACUCAAGUGAAAGGAUUCUUAGGUGGUUGUAGACCUAUCAUAAGAAUAGAUGGUGCACAUUUAAGUGGGUAUUACAAAGGGAUUAUGCUCACUGCAGUUUCAAUUGAUGGGAAUAAUGAGAUUUUUGUAAACUUGAGGUGCCUGUUUGCUCAGUAUGGAUCUCAGAAGGAUGACUGGACUUUUAUAAGUGACAGGAUGAGGGGGAUUGAAUCAGCUUUGUUUGAGGUGUUCCCAAGAGCUACCAGGAGAAUAUGCUGCCAGCAUUUGUACUCAAAUUGCAAGGGUGCAGGAUGGAGUGGGACAACAUUUCAUAAGCUGAUUUGGGUUGCUGCAAAUGCCUACAAUGAAUAUGUGUUUGGAAAAGCAAUGUCCAAGAUAAAAGAGACAGUAUGUUGUGAUCAUAACACAACAAACUUCGUAGAGUCAUUCAAGGCAAUAACAAAGUCCAACAGGGACAUGCCUAUGUUGACAUUGCUGGAAGCUGUUAGGAAUUGGUGCAUGAAAAGGAUGGGUUCCAGGUUCGAUAAAGCAGUGGACAUGGAACCAAAUCAGCUGACAGAGCAUGCACAGGGGGUGUUGGAGACCAGGACUGAUGAGUCUAGGUUCUGUCAUGUCACUACAGCUGGUGGUGGAGAGUUUGAGAGACUUGAACCAAGGGACUUUGUGUCACCUUUCUACAAGGGGGCUGCAUACAAACUGACUUAUGGAGACCACAUCCAACUCACUGGCCAUCACUUGAUGUGCCAGAAAUUGCAUCACUCCAAGGCAAAAGAAGUGCAGGCAGACCAGCUAAGCAAAGGAGAAGAGCCUCUCAUGAAGCAAAAAAAGGAAAGAGGCACAAGAACAACAAAUGCAGUCUAUGCAAAGAACUGGGACACAAUGCAGUGA